AUGGAGGCGAACCGCCGCGUCGCCCGCCCAUCUCGGCCUUCUCGUCCUCCUCGUGUCGCUAGCCUUCAGCGUUCCGUUGUCUCUGCGUUUUUCGCGGCGCAACUCGCGUCGCUUUGCGCCGCUGGCGAACCACCCGCGUUCGAGUCGCCGGCUGCGUUCCCAAGGCUCCCAGCAUACGGCCUUUCCCCUAAGCUUCCCUCUGCCUCGGCGUCGCCCCCGCCUGCAGCGUCCGCCCUCUCGCCGCUUGACCCCUCAGCGCCGCUGCCCUCCGCCGCGCCGUCCGCGGCGCAGGUGCCUGGCUUGCGCGACCGCGCAGCGCCAGCCCCCGUCGGCGUCGACCUCGUCAGAAGGGAGACCCGGGUCGCAGAGGCGUCUGCGUCGCCGACUUGGUUCGCUCGCGCUUCCGCGGAGCUCGCAGAGCCGCACUCGGCUCGCCGCACGCCGAAGCAGGACCGCGAAGAAGACGAUGGGGAGUCGCUGGGAGGACCAACUCUGUGA
Messenger RNA from Besnoitia besnoiti, 498 nucleotides. Its product is annotated as putative phosphate transporter family protein. Lineage: Eukaryota; Apicomplexa; Conoidasida; Eucoccidiorida; Sarcocystidae. The coding region runs from base 1 to 498 and encodes 165 amino acids. The record is from RefSeq and is a predicted model, not a curated record. The transcript has a single exon.